UGCGGUCAUGUUCGUGCAAAAGGUGCUCCUGUACGUCCGAACCGGCUCCAUGUUACUCUACGUGCUGUGCUGGAAUGUCGUCCUGCGCGCCGUGCACUUGAUCUCGCCAGCCUUGGCCAAGAAGGCGAUCCUGAAGAUGAACGAAAGGACCACGAUGAACAAGAAUCCCAGUUUCACGUACGACGACUGGGGCCCCACGUUCCUGACCCACGCGUUCGUCAAAACGGCCGCGGGCCACAUGUGGGCGUCGCUGGGACAGAAGGCGUUCGUGGGGGGGCGCGCUCCGGACUCGCCCGUGGUCUCCAUGGACGAGCAGCAGAGCAGCAUCUGCAACUUCUUCAACGGUUCGAGGCCUCUGGUGUUGAGCUUCGGAAGUUGCAGCUGACCGCCGUUCAUGUUCAAGCUGGACCUGUUCAAGCAGCUCGUCCGGGACUUCGGCGACGUGGCCGACUUUCUGGUGGUCUACAUCGAGGAGGCCCACUCGACCGACGGCUGGGCCUUCACCAACAACAUUCGAAUCCGGAAGCACCGGAGCUUGGAGGACAGGAUGGCGGCGGCGCAGAUCCUCAUCAGGGAGGAUCCGCUCUGCCCCGUGGUGGUGGACCAAAUGAGCAACACGGCGUCCGCGGAGUACGGCGCGCUGCCCGAGAGGCUCUACGUGCUGCGCGAGGGCAAAGUCCUCUACGAGGGAGGCAUGGGGCCUUGGGGCUACAGCCCGCAGGAGGUGCGCUCGGUGCUGGAGAAGAUGAAGUAGGAAGGAAAACGCCUCUCUGCCCAGCGGACUCGCUAUUCAGUCAGGUCGCUAAUACUUGAACUAAACACCACUUAAGUCAUCGGGUUCUUUCGUCGUUCACCAGCCGGUGGGCGACGCACGCACGCUCAAAAACACUUGCGUGAUGACUGAGCUGGCUCGUCUCGGCUCGUCUGCGUUUCUUGGUGACGGCUGCAGAUGAAACCGCGCGGACUCUGUGGCCUGAUAAAGUGAAACGCAGACUUUGGAGAUCGCCUCUCAGCUAUGACGAAGUGUUCCUAAGCGUGAUAGCGUAGACACAUUUCAAUGAGUUUCCGGAAGGGGGUUCUUCAACUUUUGGAGUCCUUCCAGGCGACACAUUUGUCCGAGGACGCCCUCACCAGCCUAACGGCAAUUGAACAUAACAACUACGCUAAAUGUCACGAGAAUCCAAAUGUUGUCUAUUUUCCAGGGGAAAAAAAGCCUACGUUACGAUGACACAGAAAACAGUUGUAAUGUUGUUAGAGUGAAGUUCUAUUUUCCGUCGAGAAAAAAAGUUAUCUUUAAUUCUAACUGGAGCAAAGACCUCUUUUGUCAGGAUUAAAAAAAACUCAAUCCUACCAGAUUAAAAUCAUCCUUUUUUUUUUUUUUUAGGAUUCAGUUAAAAUAUGAUGAUGUAUUAAAGUGAAAUGAAUGAGUGAAUUUCAAAAUGCAACGUUUUAAAAAAAUAAAUUAAAAAAAAUCAUGAAAAGACACCUGCUAAAAGAAAAAAAGAAGACAUCAUUAUUGUAAUAUUUAAUCUUUUUUCUUCCAAAAAGCACAAGUUUAUGAAUGCAGGGACGCCAGAUUUGACAGCGGAACGGAACAGGAAGUCGGCCAUUUUGAUUUGAAGGAGCCAGUUCUGGCUCGGUAGCAACCCGCAGAAAGAUCACAGAUCGACCCAAAAUUGGCGGGACGUGCGUAUCGCAACGGUGCCCAAAAACAUCUCAAGCACGCGUGUCCGGAAUUGGACAGGAAGUUUCGGAGAAUUCCAGUGCUCGUACAUUGACCGACAUUAUUAUUUCUUGAUGACGAUGUCAAAGCGAUGUUGAGUGAUUGACUUGCAUUCCUGAACAGAAAAACAAGUUUUAGGGGUUGCUUCAUUUCCGACACGUAUAAUUUGGGUAUAAAAAAAAAAACAAAAAAAUCCCCGAGUUUCUGCUCCAAAUUGUUUGAUAUUGAACUAGUUCCCAUGAAAUGCUUUUUUUUUUUUUUUUAAAUUAAAUGACCAUUGUUCUAAUAAAGUUGUUGAAGAUUGCAUCAAAUCAAAAGAUGCGCCAAAUCUUUGCACACUCGGCCGCUUUUUACAUGACAAUUGCGGCGCAAACCUCCGGUGGCCGUAAUUUGAAGGCUUAAAAGUUGCGCCGUCUGUGAUGGAUGUGGGCUAUCUUACGUGGAAUACGUUUUGUAUUGCUGUCUCACAAUAAAGGAUUUGGUUUCCA
Molecule: messenger RNA, 2211 nt
Organism: Phyllopteryx taeniolatus (common seadragon)
Lineage: Eukaryota; Metazoa; Chordata; Actinopteri; Syngnathiformes; Syngnathidae
Gene: dio1
Product: iodothyronine deiodinase 1
Exons: 4
Molecular function (GO): thyroxine 5'-deiodinase activity
Source: RefSeq, a predicted model, not a curated record